Messenger RNA from Urocitellus parryii (Arctic ground squirrel), 3180 nucleotides. RefSeq lists its product as uncharacterized. Gene Ontology annotation, cellular component: nucleus. Lineage: Eukaryota; Metazoa; Chordata; Mammalia; Rodentia; Sciuridae. The record is from RefSeq and is a predicted model, not a curated record. Gene Ontology annotation, molecular function: DNA-binding transcription factor activity, RNA polymerase II-specific; RNA polymerase II cis-regulatory region sequence-specific DNA binding. Gene Ontology annotation, biological process: regulation of transcription by RNA polymerase II.
AAGCCCAUAGGGACCUCACCGAGGUUGUGGGCAUGGAACAGAGGAUGAAGAGAUACCUUCUGAGCAGAAGGUUUCAGUAGCAGUUUCACAGGUCAGGACUUCUAAGGCAGGUUCAUCCAUGCAGAAGACUUACCUCUGUGAAAAAUGUUUCCCAAUUCUGCAGGACAUUUUGCACCUGGAUGAUCUACCUGGGCAGAAAUUCAGAAUUGGGACAUAUGCAGAUCUUCACCAGCACCAAAAGCAUCACAGUACAAAGAAGCUCUUGAUGAGGGACGUUGAAAAAUCCUCGUAUUUGAAACACUUCCUGUUCCGCAUGUCAAGGAAGCCCUUUGCCAGUUGGGAGAUUGAGAAGGACCUCCCAGCCAUGUGGAGCCUUGUCAAGUCCCCAGCAUUUCCCAGUAGUGAAAAGCCCAAUAAUACCUCCAAGGGUGGGGAGGUCAGUCAUAGUCAUAAAAGUCAUAAGUCAAGAGAAUGUGGGAAUUCUGUCAGCCACAAGCACACUCUUGUUCACCGCCCCAAAGUUACCACUGGUAAAAAGCUUUAUGAGUGCAGCAAAUGUGGGAAAACCUUCCGUGGCAAGUACUCACUUGAUCAGCACCAGAGGGUACACACUGGAGAAAGGCCUUGGGAGUGCAGUGAAUGUGGGAAAUUCUUUAGCCAAACCUCCCACCUGAAUGAUCACCGGAGAAUUCACACUGGAGAAAGGCCUUAUGAGUGCAGUGAAUGUGGAAAAUUAUUUAGACAAAACUCCAGCCUUGUUGACCACCAGAAAAUUCAUACUGGAGCAAGGCCUUAUGAGUGCAGUCAGUGUGGGAAAUCCUUUAGCCAAAAAGCCACCCUGGUUAAACACCAGAGAGUUCACACUGGAGAAAGACCUUAUAAGUGUGGUGAGUGUGGGAAUUGCUUUAGUCAAAGUGCCAUUCUUAAUCAGCACCGCAGAAUUCACACUGGAGCAAAGCCUUAUGAGUGUGGUCAGUGUGGGAAAUCCUUUAGCCAAAAAGCUACACUCAUUAAACACCAGAGAGUUCACACUGGAGAAAGGCCUUAUAAAUGUGGCGAAUGUGGGAAAUCCUUUAGUCAAAGCUCCAUCCUUAUUCAACACCGGAGGAUUCACACUGGAGCGAGACCCUAUGAGUGUAACCAGUGUGGAAAAUCCUUUAGCCAAAAGUCUGGCCUCAUUCAACAUCAGGUAGUUCACACUGGAGAAAGGCCUUAUGAGUGUGACACGUGUGGGAAUUCCUUCAGUCAAUGUUCUAGCCUCAUUCACCACCAAAAAUGUCACAACGCGUAGGGGCAUCAUGAAAGCAACAAAUACAGGGAAGUUUUCAGCCCAAGGUUUAGCAGCUCCUGAAAGCCCACACUUGAGAAAGGCCUUAGACCUGCAGGAGGUGUCAUCUUUUUCAGAGAGGCUUUGUGAAGGAACCACCUGCCUAAAGUUAACACACUUCCUACUACCCAGUGAGGGCAGUGUCCCCGUGUGUUCGUGAUGAGUGAGCCUUCCAGGAGCUCCAUGCACUUCUCAACUGAUGGGGGCCAUGUCAAGAGCUAAGUCACUGCCACUGUCUCUGGUAGAAGGCAUCUUCCUCUGCCACUUUGCACAGUGUCCAUCGGUCACUGGAGCACGUGAGGGAAGGCGAAUGCUUAUUCCCUGGAGGAAGUCUUGAGCAACCUGGGCCUUCAGGGAGAGUUCUUUCCCUUUUCUGACUGAUUAAAGCACACGUAUAACCUAGUUUUUACCAUGAAAACCUAGUCUGCUGGAGGCUUUCAGGAAUGGCUGAUUUUCUUCAUCAAAAAGUUGUUUUUUCAGUCUCACAUGACAGUUGGGUUAAUUUUUUCAGCCUUCUAUUUACCAAAUGGUAACUACCUGCCUUGCAUUAGUCUUGAUUGUGUGCUAAUAAAUGCCUUAUUGUUAAAGCUACCUUUAAUUAUGGGGUUGAGUUUACUAUGUCGGGAGGCUGGAAGACACUUUGUGAUAUUUGAAAGGAUGGACAGCUUUCAUGGGUCAACUGUUCUUCAGGGACAGUAAAAUAACAGUUCUCAUUUUGCUUUCAGGCUGGUUUGUAUUGCUGCCCUAGACAACAUGGGAAAUAAUGCAGGAUUUUACCCUGAUUUGUGGUUUGGAUGGUCACAAUUUUCUGUGAGACUAUAGGUCCACCUGGGGAGAGGCCAGCUGUUGUGACAGGUUUCUGUGAUUGGGUGAAUAGAAUGAAUUCACUCUGUUGUUCCCAGAGGAUGUUGUUUUGCAAUGCCCAUGUGGAGGAGAAAAUGUUCACAGGGCUUUACAAGAAGCCAUCUGCCUUGAUACCAGUCAUUCCAUUUCAUAGAUUGGUGUCACUCAUAUGAUGGCUGGAGCCAGCUGUGAACCUUAAUUGGUUUAGAAAUCAUAAAUACUGGGUGUGGAGAAGGAACUUACAGUAAACUGCAUGAAAUGUGCCUCUUGCAAAGGUGCAUCCACAUAUCUUCCAGUGACUGAGCAUUCACAGGACCUAGAGGUCUGUGUAUGCCCAAUAGCUGUGGUCAUUGUCAAGGAAAAUAAAGGUUUUGUGGAUUCAUAUUGUCUUUCUGGGUUGUUCACCUGAAGUGCAUUGCUGUAGAAGCAGGAAAAUAAGGAGAUCAUGGUGAUCCUACAGUCCAGGGUUAUAGCUCUGGUGAUCCUGUCAGUGUUCUGUUGUUUGAUAUUACAACAGCAUUCCUUACUGCACCAAUAGAGAGCUGCCCUUUCCCAUGCAUGAGGAUGGAGAUAGUGGAAUCAACAUGGGUUAUUACCAGAAAAAUAGUUUAGGCUUUGAAUUUGGUUUUGGAAUCACUUUUUAUAAACUUAUUUAUAUAUAGUUACUUGGAAUAACUGAUGUUUAUGGUGUAUAAUUUGAAAAGUUUUGUCUCAUAAAUUCCUGAAACCAUUAUAGUGAUCAUAAAUAUAUCUACAAUUUACCUCAUGCCAUAUUAUCUCCCCAUAUUCCCCAGGUUUGCAAGUAUCCAGUAAUUUACUUUUAUUCACAUGACAAUAACUUGUGAAUGAAAUAUUUUAUGAAUCCAACUACACAUUUUUUGCUACAUGAUUAUUUUGAGAAAGAAUCAUCUCUACUGCUUAUAUGAACAGUUCAUCCUUUUAUUGCUGAGUCAUAUUCAGUUCUAUGGAUAUGCUAUUGUUUAUUUUCUAUCUAUUUAUCUAUUUAUUUA